Messenger RNA from Equus caballus (horse), 3382 nucleotides. The record is from RefSeq and is a predicted model, not a curated record. Lineage: Eukaryota; Metazoa; Chordata; Mammalia; Perissodactyla; Equidae.
UGGUGUGCCUGAGAAAGGGGUGUGGGCGGUGACCCUCAGCCCCGGGGAGGGCGGAGCAGGGGGAGGCUGUGGCCUGUGCUCGGCAGCUCCGGGCGCCCCCUGGACCAGGCUCCUCAUCCCCGGCUGUGGGGACAGGGCACGGGAGAGGGCUGUGGGAGGCCUGCGAGGCUGAAGGGUCGUGACCGUGAAUAACCACAGCCGGAUUAGGACUCAGAGUAGGAAACGCCUGGAGUCUGGGGACAUACCUUCGGGGAGAGGAAGUCAAGAACAAAUUAAAAAUGACUGUGCAGCCUUCGCCAUGGAGAGCCAGUAUACCCUCUCAGACAGAACAUUUUGGUUCUAAAAGCAGAUGAAGGGGCGUUGAAUGGACCGAUUUUCAUUGCAGAAUGUGGCACUUCCCGAUUCCCUUUCCCAUAGUUCAUUGAUUCUCAAACCGCAGAGUGCAUGCACAUCCCUGGGGAGCCUGUUAAAGAUGCAUAUUCGGGGGCUCUCUUCCCCCGCCCCCCCCCCAUCCCCAAUUCUGAUUCCCUAGAUGUCUGUGGCAGGCCUGCCUGGUCAAGCUGGAAUUCAGCUGCUGGGCUGCACUUCCUGAGGUUUUGGAGACACACAGGUCUCCUGGGUUUCAGGCACCGCCUGGGUAUGAGCAGAAGACUUCCUUCCGGCUUCUGUGGAUUCUUAGGAUUGUCCUCACAAAGAAUUUGAUCUUAGGCUCCCUGCUAAACUUCCCCUGGCCUGCAUUUCUUAUGUAGUGACAUAGUGAUUGUGGUCAUCAAACCUCAGAGGGUGAUUGUGAGGAUUAAAUAUGGUCCUGUGUAGAAAGCAUGUUGUGACUGUUUGGCAGUGCUGACCAUUACUCGCAGGCAGCAGCCGAGCAGGGUGGAAAGCUCACAGGACUUGGAAUCUACCAGAAUUUUCCUUUCUGUCAAUUUAGUGAAAAUGAUACCAACUCUAAAUGGUUGUUUUGAAGAGAUUAAUUUUAAAAACUCAAGAUUUCAAAAUAAAAGUGAGUUCAUUCAUUUAGUCAAAUACAGGAACAAUAUUUCCAUUUAUUUUUUCUCUGCUUUGGCUUUUAUACAGUGGGGCUGAACUUUUUAACCAUUCUGAGUGGUCUGUGUGGUGCCUAAUUCUUCCAUGAACUCCAUAAGGUAUUAUUUGCUAUUUCUUUUUCACAUUAAGAAACUGGAGCUUGAAAGAAGCUAAGGAAUUGGCACACAAUUAGUAAAUGUUAGAAUCGGAAUAAAACCUAGGUCUGGAUAGCUUGAAAGCCUGUGCUCAUUAUGCCUUAUGUUUUCCAUCAUUCCCAUCCUUUGGUCACCAAGUCACUUUACUUUCAUUGAAGGGCUUUAGGGUCUAGGAUAAUUGCUUAUAUUAUCAGUUGCUGUCUUCGGCUAUUGCCUUUUUUCUAUAUAAAUGAUUUUUACUGCUUAGGAGGAAACCUUCAGAGGUGCUUCUGAAACAAGCUCCAGCUGGAGGGUACUUUUUAAGUUAUUCAAGGUCAAGAUGAAUACAGGCUCAAAGGAGGUUUUAUCCCUGGAUGUUCAAGCUCCCGAAGUGAGGGAAGAACUUCUCAGAGUGAAAAUGAAGACAGAAAGUCAGCUCCAAAUGCAGGAAUCCAGACUGAAACGCAAUAAUCCACUGGCAAGGGAAAUUUUCCGGAGGCGCUUUCGGCAGCUCUGCUACCAGGAGACCCCUGGACCCAGGGAGGCUCUUACCCGACUCCGGGAACUUUGCCACCAGUGGUUGAGGCCACAUGUGAGCACUAAGGAGCAGAUUUUGGAGCUGCUGGUGCUGGAGCAGUUCCUGUCCAUCCUGCCGAAGGAGCUGCAGGGCUGGGUGAGGGAACACUGUCCGGAGAGUGGGGAAGAGGCUGUGACUUUGCUGGAGGAUCUGGAGAGAGAGCUUGAUGAACCACAGCAUGAGAUGGUAGCCCACAGACGGGGACAAGAAGACCUCGUUAAAGAGACAGUGCCUCUUGGAGAGCAGACGUCACUGAGCCUUGAGUCUGAGCCUAAGGAGCCCCAGCUCUUAUGUGACCCUGCUCAGGAGCCGCGCUCUAUUGGAGAGGCAGACACAUUUCUGUUUUCCAAACCUGUUGUCAUAUCUCAGCUAAAAGAAGGAAGAGAGCCAUGGUCUAACAACAGAGGAGUCCUAAGAGAUGAAAUGACCAAGACUGAGGACAGAGAGUUGGUGCUAAGGAAAGACUGUCCUAAGGUAGUGGAGCCACAUGGGAAAAUAUUUUAUGGACGGAUCUGGGAGGUAUCACACCAGAAUCACCAACGUGGAGAAGUUGGUGAACACAAGGGUCGGAUAGAAGGGCACUGGGGAAAGCCCUUAGGAGAAGGACAGCACAAAUGUGAUGAAUGUGGGAAGAGCUUUGCUCAGAGCUCAGGUCUCAUUCGACAUCAGAGAAUUCACACUGGAGAAAGACCCUAUGAAUGUAACGAGUGUGGGAAAACCUUCAGUCGCAGUUCUGGCCUGUUUAAUCACCGAGGAAUCCACAAUAUACAGAAACGGUACCACUGUAAGGAGUGUGGGAAGGCCUUCAGUCAGAGUGCAGGUCUUAUCCAGCACCAGAGAAUCCACAAGGGAGAAAAGCCCCAUCAGUGCAGCCAGUGCGGUAAGAGCUACAGUCGGCGUUCAUUUCUCAUCGAGCAUCAGAGAAGCCACACCGGGGAGCGACCUCACCAGUGCAACGAAUGUGGGAAAAGCUUUAAUCGCCACUGCAAUCUCAUCCGCCAUCAAAAGAUCCACAUGGUGGCUGAGCUGGUCUAAACUUUGCUAUGUGCAAGUUUUCUGGAUCAUUGGCCAAGUCGUGUGGGGAAACCAUCACAAAGUCUGCCUACAUUCAAGAGGAGAGGCAUUCGAUUCCACCUUAUAGAAGAGGAAUGUGAAAUACUUUGCAGGUACAUUUUUAAACCACCACAGACGAUACCUGUCCCAAGUUUACACAGUUGCUGAAUGGCAAAGAAGGUGGUAACAAACAAGCUCUAAAUCUCAAAGGCUUACAACAAUAAAUAUUUAUUUCUCACUCAUGGAUGUGCAGGUUGCUUUGCCUCCACUAAGCUUUCCUGGGCUCAACUGGGCUUGUUCCCAAGCUAUAGCUUGGGUUCAGAUCUGCCCUACUGGUUUUCUCAUUCAGGGAUGCAUUCUAGAGGAUCAGCAUGACCGGGGGCAGUUUAUUCCCCUGGUAGAGAGAAGAAACUGAAGGAGGCAAGUGGAAACAUAAUGCCUUGUAAAGUUUGCUCAGAACUAGCACACUGUCACUUCUGCUCACAUGCCAUUGACUAAAGUAGGUCACAAGACCAAGCUUAAAGUCAAUGGGACAUGGAUACGCCUAUUCCUACAGGAAGCAGGCAGGACACAUGGCAAACACCUGGAAACA